Plasmopara halstedii is the source of this 547-nucleotide messenger RNA. RefSeq lists its product as uncharacterized. The record is from RefSeq and is a predicted model, not a curated record. The transcript has a single exon. The coding region runs from base 100 to 279 and encodes 59 amino acids. Lineage: Eukaryota; Oomycota; Peronosporomycetes; Peronosporales; Peronosporaceae.
UUCGCGCAAUUCAUCGUCUCAAUUAGCUCCUUCGUUUGAGAACAACUCAGCUGGUUCCUCGGUACUAUCGCCAAAAGUAUUCAUAUCUAGAAUCAUGGAAUGCAGUCCAACCAGAACGUCAUAGAGACAAUUGGUUGUUGUAACAAGGUUUCAAUACGAGAUUUAAACAACACAUUCAAGGGGAACGACGAUGAAGGAGCUAUUUCGACGAAUUUUAACUUGAUGGCUGUCAUUUUUAAUGCUGAGAGAAUAGUCUUAGAUCAGCAAAGAAGUCUAUAGCAGCCAGGACUUUAAUCCUUCACCCUUACCAAGCAAAUAGUUAUAAACAGAACGCAAUCUGAAUAUUCAGAUCAUAGCCGCGUCAUGAACUGUCAAUGAUUCUAUGACUCUCUUUUUGUGUACGUAGAAUGAUUUGGUUUGAUAAAUCGACAAUUACUUUUACAGUGCUUAAAAAACGUGCUAGUAUCGUCACGAAUUGCCCUUUGCGAAGCUUUAACUUGUAACGCCAGCUUCAACAACCACACGAGGGUUGACACCAUACGCUGCC